Messenger RNA from Achroia grisella, 1073 nucleotides. RefSeq lists its product as uncharacterized. The transcript is spliced from 4 exons. Lineage: Eukaryota; Metazoa; Arthropoda; Insecta; Lepidoptera; Pyralidae. The coding region runs from base 101 to 808 and encodes 235 amino acids. The record is from RefSeq and is a predicted model, not a curated record.
AAUAUUUUUUAAAUAGACUAAUUUAAAUUCGAAGUAUUAACCUCGGAGUCGAGCAUUUGUUUGUCUGUUUAACUAAGAGCCAGCGUUUUCUGUCAUCAUAAUGCAAGAAACCGUUACAAACACAAAUGAGAGAAAAUCUUUAUUUUCUUCUAUUCUCGAUGUACUGGAAACCAGAGAAAAGCAAGCGCAGGUUGACCGUCAGCUGCAAGAGGAGAAAUAUUUAAGAAGAACGCAAAGAAUAUAUGAUUUUCACGAGCGACAGCGUCGCGAGGCCGUGGAGCUUCGGCGGUGCCUAGACUUCGUGUCGCAGCAUGCUCACGUGCUGGAGUCUGUGCUGCGGGGCGGCGGAGGCGGCGGUGCUGGUGAGGGUGUUCCGCUGAGCGCAGCGCUGGUGCGGCAGGCGGCCGCGCUGCAGCGCUGCAUGGCACAGUGCGUCGCCAACGCCUCCAGGAUACGACAACUGCUCACCGCCACCCACCAGCCGCAGAUGGACACCAUGCUUGCCAAAAUGGAAGCAGAGCUGAGCACGUGGACGUCGUUCCUGCAGCGCGCCGUGGACGCCACCUACAACACGGAGGUGGUCAUAGACAAUCUGCACAACAUGAUCGCGGAGCAGCGGCGGUGCGUACGCGAGGUGUCUAAUAGCACGGUGUUCACGUCGCUGUGUGGCGCGACUGCCAGCGAGUCACAGGCGGAGGCGGGCGCGGAGGCGAGCGCGGACGCGGAAGCUGAUACUCGGUCUCCGCUCGAGCGGCGCGCGCCCUCCGCCGCCUGCAGCACGCCCAUCGCCCGUGACUCGAAUAUGUGAGCCAACUUCUUUUGCUGCAAUAUUUUCCUUAAAUCAAGGACAAAUGCAGUGACACGACUUUUGUAAAGUGAGGAUUUAGACGUUCAUUACAUUGUGUAGUAGCACAGAGCAAGAUGAAACUGUAGAGGGAAUGUUAAUUACCGGAAAUAUUAGGUCUUCUCUAUAUUUGUAGUGAGUUAAAAAUGUUUUUUGUUAAGUGAUGUAAAGAUAUUUCAACGAGAUACAAAGAAACCGUAAUUAAAUUAUUAUGUUUUGUUAUUAGUUA